UAUAUCAUAUAGAAUACCUAUAUGUAUUAUAAUAAGGUGCCUAUAAUAGGUACCAUAAUUAUUAUAUAGUAUGUAUAUAGGAUUCUAGGAUUCUAAUGAUUAUAUAUACUAUAUAGAAUUGAAAAGUUAGUUAAUCUGCAGACUAAUAUAAUCUGAUUUGUAACCAAAGCAACACCAAGUAAUCAAAAUAUAUAUAAUUAUAUUUUUCAAAAUAUACAAAAUACGAUGUGUUCAAUUAGCAUGUAUUUUAUAUUGAAAUUAAUGAUAAUAUUAUGAGACUUUAUUUUGGUUUAUACAUAAUGUGUUAUGUCAAUAUCUAUGUUUUUUCUCAAAAUAUUGUACAUAAUGUUACAACUAUUUUUAAGCCACACAUGUUGAAUGGACAUUAUAUUGAAUGGCCAAAUAAAAAAGUGGAAGCCAAUUAUUUACACGAAAAACGAUGUAUACCAAAAAAUAUCAUUUUUACCAGGUUUCAAAUCUGUGGAAAUCAAGUGAUUUUGGUUUCACCACGUUACAAGGAAGGUGUACCAUUCACGUUAAGUCAAUUAACGCUAUACGAUAAAGAUCAAUGUUUCAACUAUGUGCGACCGUUUCCUAGUUUAGAGAAGAGCACCACAGACGAAAAUAAAUCCAUUGUAAAUGCCAUAGACAUAUACAUGGGUCAAAAUGGUAUAGUUUGGGUGUUGGAUAUAGGAAUUGUAAAUACCUUAGAAGAAACCCCAAAGAGAGAAUCCGAAGCUAAAAUAUUAGGGAUUGACUAUGGAGAUGGACGUAUAGUACAUAGAAUACCACUCAGACCGUUAAUAUGUCGAAUGCGCAGUCGACUACAAUACCUAGUUGUCGAAUAUGAUAAUGUAAACAAUGAUAAACCAAUAAUUUAUAUCGGAGACGGAGGUACCCGUUCAAUUAUUGUGUGGAACGUACAAACUAACGAAGGCUACAGAGUAAAAUUGCCAUAUUCUUCUACUACAACAUGCACAGAUUUUUCUACAGAAGAUGUGUUUUACCUAGUGUUGAUCGAAAAUUUUAAUUCCAAUUACAUAUAUUUCACUUAUUUGUCGAGCUCAGAUAUGUUUAAAGUACGUACCAAGGACUUACAAAAACGGAUCAAUCCUAAAUGUAUAAUCGACGUUGGACGGAAACCUUGCAAAAUGGUAGUUUUAGGCUCUGCAUAUGGCUCAGUAAUGUAUUUCCGAAUAAAAGGAUUAAACCAUUUAUAUAGUUGGGACACAAAAGAAAGUUUCUUAGAAGAAAACAUGAAAAUAGUAAAAAAAAGUGUAGACUGCCGUACAAUAACACACAUAGAUGUUGACAACAAUGGUGUACUGUGGAAAUUAGAGAGUAACUUUGAAGAUUACGUAGUUAACAUGGUAGGAUGUUAUGGUGCUAGUAUAAUGCUUUCACCUAUAGUUGGAAAAUCCGUACCUCCACAGCAGGAUAAAAAUUAAUUGGCCGAGUAAUAUUACACAACUAUAAAAAUGCGGUAUUUAAAAUAACUUACCUGCCUAAUGCAUUUGCUAAUUUACCACCAGCUACACCACCGAUUAUACCACCAAUCAAGAAUACGGAAACCAGUAUAGACCAAAGACCAUCAAGUUGAGCAGAUGAAAAUUGUACAGCAUAGCGAUCCAUGAUAGUUUCGUUGCACCAUUGUUUCAAUAUCUAUAAGUUUCAAUUUUUUUGUUAUUAUAGUUUGAUAAUUUUUGUCAUGCCUAAUUUAAUAUUGAACAUAAGAACUAAAAUAAAAAUGUUAAAAAGUACAAUUAAACUUGAAUACUAACUUCUGCAGGGGAAUUUACAACUCCGGUAUUGUAUCCGGCGGGAAUUGAACAGCCUAAACUAGUACUUAUUGUUGUUACGACUAGAAUCCAUGAUAUU
Messenger RNA from Rhopalosiphum padi (bird cherry-oat aphid), 1878 nucleotides. RefSeq lists its product as uncharacterized. The record is from RefSeq and is a predicted model, not a curated record. Gene Ontology annotation, cellular component: extracellular region. The coding region runs from base 273 to 1448 and encodes 391 amino acids. Lineage: Eukaryota; Metazoa; Arthropoda; Insecta; Hemiptera; Aphididae. The transcript has 4 exons.